UUCUGCUAAGUGUGGUGGGAUUUGCUCGUUAUCCGAUGUUUGGGUUCCUUCCCGAGCGAAAGGCAACCGUCGUGUGGUCCGACCGAAGCGACAACAAGUCCGAGGACAGUCCCUUGAAGAUAAGGGGGAGUUGGCGACACUUGCUGGCUGUGUCGCCGGAAGCGCCAUGGAUGAGGAGGAGCAGUUUGUGAACAUUGAUCUGAAUGACGACAAUAUCUGCAGUGUCUGCAAGAUGGAGACAGAUACAGGGACCUUAUCUUUCUGCCAUGUGUGCUUUGAACUCAGCAUUGAAGGUGUUCCUGCUGCCACCCUUUUGCAUUCAAAGUCUCUACGAGGCCACAGAGACUGCUUCGAGAAAUGUCACCUGAUCGCCAACCAGAAGCUGUCACACUCUAAGGUCUCCCGAAGUGCCUACGAGGGAAUGAAACUGGCCCUCAGCCAAAAACUGAAUCGUAUCAUCCAGUAUGCCCAAAACAAAGACAAUGUCCCUUCCAACGGCCUCAGCAGAUGCGGGUCCAGGCUUCUCUGUUACAGCCAACAGAGUGACCGCAAGCUGCUGCCUCAGUCGGAAGGCCAGGUGCCCCGCUACGCUCCCUGCUGGGAACCGGGGGGUGCCACGCGGCUACCCGACUACACCGUGGGGAUGCUGAAGUGCCACGCAGCCCAGGAAUUGAGGAUCCUCCAGAACUCUCAUGGGGACGUAUGGCCCAGUGGCGGCAGGAAAGCUCUGCACAUCCGGAAUCCACCAUCAGUGGGAGUGCAGACUGAGCGCAAACAUCAGGGCCAUAGCAGAGAUGAAUUGACUAAAAUGUGUGUGGAUGAACUCCAUCACUUGAACAACCAGCUUCUCAUGAAGAUUCAAAAGGUCUUCGAGGAGCUAACUGCGGCCGUGCAGGAGAAAGACUCGCUGGCGUCCGAGCUGCACGUGCGUCAUGUAGCCAUCGAGCAGCUCUUCAAGAACUGUGCCAAGCUGCCCUGGCUGCACAUUAGCAGGGCUGGGGUCAAGACCAGCACCAGCAGCAGCAACAGCGUCGGCGACCCCGUAGAGUGACAGUGCGUGUGCGAGUCUUUGGAAUAUUUUUAUACAUGUUUCCUGCAAUAAGGCUGAGAAAGGAAUGCCCUCAUUUGCGAGAUGCUGAGGGAACUGCACUGUGCUCAGCAUUAAGGGCUUGCUUGGUCCUCCUCACAGUUGUCGUGAGAAUACAAGGAUUCAUGUUGGUUUAGAAACAAACUAGUCAAAGUCCAAACUUCUCUGAAUGCACUUGGUUCCUCCUGUAUUUCAUUUUAUUUAGUAUUAUUUUAUGUGAAUAUAUAUAUGUAUAUAAUAUAUAUAUAUAUAUAUUUUUUUUUUACUGUUUCUGAUCUUCACACUCGCCAUUUUAUUUUGCUUGAAUUUAUGUUCUCAGUUGUUAUUGCACUUCUGCAACUUUAACAUCCAUUUUUUUUUAAAUAAACUUUUACAUAGACACACACACACAAAAAAACUGUGUGUGAAGAUUAGACUAUAUACGGUAUCAUAAAGGACCUUACAUUAUGCAAUAAGAUGAUUUAAGUAUCGUCCUGAAAAAAGCACAGGGAGAUGUGUCCAAAACACAGCCAAAGGCUUUAUAAAAGGAUAGCUUCUGACCUGUUGGGGUAUCCCUUCCAAGUAAUAGUGGGUCUUCAUUAGUUCAUUCAAGCUCACUCUGAAAACAAGUAUUGCUUUAAUAUGGAGAUGCAUGAGGAAAUGUCAAUGAUGUCUAAUUGUCAAACCAAAGUCUGUCCAAAUUAUGUGCUUUCACGUAUGAACUGCAAACACCGUGAACAGAUGUUGCCUGUGUGGAGUUUGCAUGUUCUCCCCAGGUACUCUGGUUUCCUCCCACAUCCCAAAAGCAUGUAUGGUAGGUUAAUCGAAGACUCUUGAAUUGCUCGUAGGUGUGAAUGUGAGUGUCAAUGCUUGGUUGUUUAUAUGUGCCCUGCGAUUGGCUGGCAACCAGUCCAGGGUGUACCCUGCCUCUCGCCCAGAGUCAGCUGGAAUAGGCUCCAGCACGCCGCCAACCCUAGUGAGGAUAAGUGGUAUGGAAAAUGGAUGGAUGGAUGGAUGGGAGAGUUUGUCCAUAAGGAUGAUUCAUUUCAUUUUUGUCCAGGUGAAGUGUUACAAAUGUGAGAGAGUUUUAUAUUCAUGCAAUACAUGAUACAAUGUUUUGGUUAGUUUAUGAAAUAACGCUACGCAAGAGAGGCAGAUAAUUUACAAGUUGUAUCUAAUACAAAUAUUUGUCUUCUGAGGAGGUCGCUUGGCUGCAGAAUCAGAUUCCCGGUUAGAAAUAUUGUAAAAAUGUUGGUGUAUUGCUUUCAUUCGCUCUUUGUAAGAGAUCCCAUUGAUUUGACCCUUUUGGGGGGUUUAGCUCCGUUCUAAAUGUCAUUUUUGUGUGUUUUUAAGAUUUGUUUUUAAUGUAGCCUGUGUGUCUAAAGUUGGUUUGAAAUAUGGACGCUGUGUAUUUUUGUAUAGUGUGGGAAAAUGGCUAUAUCCAUAUAUGCCUUCGUCAGUAGAAAUCCUCAACUGGAAACUUUUUUUCGUUUGACUUUAUUUUGAUCAAAGCUUUAUUUGUGUCAUGCGAUCUUUUUUACUUACUAUUUAUUUUGUGUGUGUAUAAUGGUGGACUGUACAGAGCUUGUGUAAUUUGUGCUUUUUUAUUUUUAAUAAAAUUAUAUUUUUUGGUACAGUA
This is a messenger RNA of Phycodurus eques (leafy seadragon), 2705 nucleotides long. RefSeq names its product chromosome 17 C21orf91 homolog (gene c17h21orf91). The transcript is spliced from 5 exons. NCBI's taxonomy places the organism in Eukaryota, Metazoa, Chordata, Actinopteri, Syngnathiformes, Syngnathidae. The record is from RefSeq and is a predicted model, not a curated record. The coding region runs from base 167 to 1051 and encodes 294 amino acids.